UUGUCCCUCUGUGUGUGUCUAUGUCCUGAUCUCCUCUUCUUAUAAGGACACCAGUGCUAUGGGGUCAGGACCCACCCUAAUGACCUCAUUGUACCUUCAUCCCCUCUUUAAAGACCCCAUGUCCAAAUCCAGUCACAUCCUGAGGUCCUGGUGGUCAGGAUGCCAAGAUACGAAUUUUUGGGGGGAAUACAAUUUAGUCCAUGGCGGGGGAACCUCAGAGAAUAUAUCCCACUGCUUGACAACCAGGGGCCCUCUUAUCCCAGUGUAACGAGUAGGCUUUUAAAUAGCUAAUAUUAGCAGUUUUUGAAAAAUAAACUAAUAUUAAAUAUAUUCAAAGGACGCCACACUUCAACUCAUUACAGUCUCUCAUCAUAAACUAACAGCUCUUAGGAAGUGAUUCCUGAAUCUAUUUGGGGGAGACUUUUUUUAAAACUUGUUUUUCUAAAAAGACAUAUUAUAAAAAUAUGUAAAAUCCACUCUAGUGACCCAUUCCACCACCAACCCCAGGGACCCCACCGUGAAAAAGAGGAACCUUUUCCAUCCACGGCGGCUCUGCCCUCGGGCUCCGAGUUUCGUAACCUUUGUGCACUUAAUUACAUCUGCAGAUGACAAGUUACCGUUAGAGGCAGUCUGCCGCGUCCCUGGAGGGUUGGGGACUGUGUCUGUUGCAGGGCUGGUUGGGGGACAGACAGUAGGGUCACCAGCAGAGUGGGGAGCUGUCUUGUUCCUGUGUGGACCUUCCUCUGAAGGGGCAACCUCCCGUGCCCCGGAGUGAGGGUCCCCAGCACCCGGCUCAAACAAGCUGCAAGGGGCCUGCUCACCCAAGACCGCCACCCUCCCAGCAGCCACCAUCGGCCCCCCAACCCCCGGCUCCAGGAUGGACAUGAACGUGACGCGUCCGGACAACGCCACCCUCCUGAUGCUGCGGGACCCGGCCAUCGCGGUGGUCCUGCCGGUGGUGUACUCGCUGGUGGCCCUGAUAAGUAUCCCUGGCAACUUGUUCUCCCUGUGGGUGCUGUGCCGCCACAUCGGACCCAAGACACCCUCGGUCAUUUUCAUGAUCAACCUGAGCGUCACGGACCUGAUGCUGGCCUGCGUGCUGCCCUUCCAGAUCUACUACCACUGCAACGGCAACCACUGGGUGUUCGGCGAGCUGCUGUGCAACGUGGUGACCGUGGCCUUCUACGCGAACAUGUACUCCUCCAUCCUCACCAUGACCUGCAUCAGCGUGGACCGCUUCCUGGGCGUCGUGUACCCGCUGGCCUCCGCCCGCUGGCGCUGCCGCCGCUACGCCGUGGCUGCCUGCGCCGGCACGUGGCUCCUCCUUCUGGCCGCCCUGUCGCCGCUGGCGCGCACGGACCUCACCUACGCCGUGGAGGUGCUGGGCAUCGUCACGUGCUUCGACGUGCUCAAGUCCAGCAUGCUGCCCAGCGUGGCCAUGUGGGCGGUGUUCCUCCUCACCCUGUUCGUCGUGCUCUUCCUCGUUCCCUUCGUGGUCACCGUGGCCUGCUACACGGCCACCAUCCUCACGCUGCUGCGCUCGGCCGACCGCCACGGGGAGGCCCGGAGGUCCCGCGCCGUGUGCCUGGCGGCCGUGGUGCUUCUGGCCUUCGUCACCUGCUUCGCGCCCAACAACUUCGUGCUGCUGGUGCACGUGGUCAGUCGGCUCUUCUUCGGCCGCAGCUACUACCACGUGUACAAGCUCACGCUCUGCCUCAGCUGCCUCAACAACUGCCUGGACCCCUUCGUCUACUACUUCGCGUCCCGCGAGUUCCAGCUCCACAUGCGGCACUACCUGGGCUACAGGCCCCUGCCCACCGGCAGCCCUGAGGGGCACCUCGAGAGCCUCGGCUCCGGACGCACGCUGUCCGUGCGCUCCGUGGAGGGGCUGGACGCCGCCGGCCGGCCCAGCGUCAAGCGGCAGGAGAGCGUCUUCUGAGCCGGGCGCCCCUCGGGGGCGGGGGCGGGGGCGGGGCAGCCGGGAGAGGGCGGCGCGGUCCUUCCCCCGCCCUGCGACAAUCCACCCGCGGUCCCUCCGGGCACUGGGAUUUGGCCACGUGCCCGUGGACAGGCCACCUCGGGCCCCGUGCUCUGGGGGCCCAUGGGGCCCUGCGACAUCACCUGUUUCCCCCGACAUCACCUGGUUCCCCCCCGCCCCCCGGAGCCAAGCAAACACGGGGGCUCCCCGGCGGGGAUCAGGUUCUCCUUAAAUAUCCCCAAGCCACAGCCCCCAGACCGGAAGGUCGUCCGUCCCAGAGGUGUGGACCGAGGGUCUCUGGGCGGAUGACAAGUUUCUGAGUGUUCGCAGCUACAGCUGCACCUCCCUGACCCGCCUCGGGGUUCAGCUCGCCUCAGGGGCCCCCUCCGGCCCGUUCUCUGGCUCCGCCUCCGAGCUGAGAACCCCGGGCCACGGCAAGUCGUCCUGGGGGUCUGGAGAGGCUCCUGGCCUGACCCGUGGGAUCCUUGGAGGACCAGGGGAGAGCACUGACCACACGAGCCCGUAGCAGGUCUGCUCAGCACCUGGGACACACCUGUGCCAGCCCCACUACCUGGGCUGCUUUGGGAAGACAAGGGGCCCAGUCCCCGGACUGCCCAGGAUGCUAAACCAGCAGGUUCCCGGGAGGCCGGGAUUUGCCUGAAAGAACAAACUUUGGGGUGCUUUGCACAUCACGGGGAGAUGCACAGGACUGAGCUCAGGGCCCUCUUGGGAAAGGAAAACAGCCCUGCAGCCUAUAAGGUGAGACCUUGGAGGGGCCGGCAGGCGGGGGCUCAGGGACCUCCAGGGUGGCUUGGCCGUGGGGCAGGUGACGUCCCCUCCGUGGGGCAGAGAUGCGGAUGGGGGUUGUGAGCUGAUGUUCUGGAAGCACCUGGUCACAUUGGAAGAGAAGCAGACACGUACGCUGGGGUGAACGGUGUCUCGCCAAAGUCCAUGUCCGCUAGGAGCCGCAAAGUGUGACCUAUGGGAUCAGGGUGGCCCUACAUCCCAUGGCAGGGUCCUUCUAAGACACAGAAGAGGAGAGACCCAGACACACAGGAGAAGAACCGGGAAGACAGAGGCAGAGACGGGAGGGACGCGGCCACAAGCCCAGGGACGCCCGGAGCCCCCAGGAGCUGGAAGAGGCGGGAAGGACCCUCCCCUGGAGCCUCUGGAGGGGGCGCGGCCCUGGGACGCCCUGACCUCAGACGUCUGGUCUCCAGGAUGGGGGAAGAUGCAGGUCUGUCCGGGGUUUUAGCCUGCAGUUUAUGGGAACCUGUUAUGGCUGCCCUCAGCCGUCUGGUCUCCGGGCUGGGGGAGGGUGCAGUCUGUCCGGGGUUUUAGCCUGCAGUUUACGGGAACUUGUCACGGCUGCCCCAGGAGACACACACACUCUGAAAUUCUGAGGCUGAGCCUCUGGCUUCUGCUUGGGUGGCUGCAGGAGGGCCUAUGCCUGGUGCUGGCUCCCAGGGUGGGAUCCAGUCCCUCGGCUUGGAGGUGCAGCCUGGAGGGCCCCUUCACCGUCCUCCGCCCCAGGCCACGCAGCUGGGGCAUCUCCACAGAGGACGGUGUCCGAGCCAGUGUCUGUGUUUACAGGGAGCCGAGAGCCACCCUCGGGAGCCUCAGAGGGACAGCCGGACGUGCCCCUGGGGAAGGACUUGAGCCCAUGGGUGCAAGGGACGAGAAAAGGGCACGUGUCCAGGACCUGGAUGGUCCGUGCAUGGCGUGCUGUCCCCCCGCUCUUCCCGACUGUCCCAAAGGCGAACCCUAGAAAGCCAGGUCAAGGGAGCAACAGUCUGGGGGCGGAAACCCUGAGCCGGAGAGACAGUGGCACCCACGUCUGGGCGUGGGCCUCCAGCGUCUGAUGCUACAAAAGUGUGAAAAACCUCAAACCACCCUCACAGGACGUUUUUCUGCUGCUUUGUGAUUAGGCGUCAAAGUUUGAAUUCAGAGGAAGCCAGUCUAGGUAGUAAUACCCUCCCCCAGUGGCUGUCACGUCCCUCCAGCCUUUGGGUCCCAGAGGGCUGUGCCCCCCCUUAUUUGGUUGGCGGCCACUCAGCCAUCCAGGGC
Molecule: messenger RNA, 4045 nt
Organism: Orcinus orca (killer whale)
Lineage: Eukaryota; Metazoa; Chordata; Mammalia; Artiodactyla; Delphinidae
Gene: P2RY8
Product: P2Y receptor family member 8
Exons: 2
Coding region: 878-1939 (353 amino acids)
Biological process (GO): positive regulation of Rho protein signal transduction; phospholipase C-activating G protein-coupled receptor signaling pathway
Cellular component (GO): membrane
Molecular function (GO): G protein-coupled receptor activity
Source: RefSeq, a predicted model, not a curated record